Molecule: messenger RNA, 1653 nt
Organism: Chinchilla lanigera (long-tailed chinchilla)
Lineage: Eukaryota; Metazoa; Chordata; Mammalia; Rodentia; Chinchillidae
Gene: Atpsckmt
Product: family with sequence similarity 173, member B
Exons: 5
Coding region: 283-1074 (263 amino acids)
Biological process (GO): positive regulation of proton-transporting ATP synthase activity, rotational mechanism; regulation of mitochondrial ATP synthesis coupled proton transport; peptidyl-lysine trimethylation
Cellular component (GO): mitochondrion
Molecular function (GO): protein-lysine N-methyltransferase activity
Source: RefSeq, a predicted model, not a curated record
GAGACUGUCUGAAAAAGAGUUCAGUUCAUUUGCCCAUCUGUCGACUGGGCUCUUUUGUUUUGGUAUAUGUUCAAGUUUUUGCCUUCUGUAUAUAUUGUGAUUUUAAUCCUCUGUUAGAAGAAACCAGUUUCAAACCUCCCUUUCCGCGUCCGCGGGAGUCCAGACGAAAGCCACGCUGAGCCUGCGAUGCAGGAGGCGGCCGGCUGCCCUGCACUGUGACCCACUGCGCCGUGCCCGUUUUCGGAGCGCCCGCGCCCGCGGGCGCUGGGUCGGCCGGGUGCGAUGGAGAGCACGGCGCCUCCGGAGAGGCGGACCAGGGUCGGAGGGGAGUCACCCUGUGCUGGGGUGCGCCGUGUUCCAGCGGAGUCCGGUGAAGGCAGUGGAGGCGGAAACGUGACCCCAGGAGAUGCCAGAGGAGGCAGAGGUGCACCUCCAGACGGACUUCAGGGGGAGCGGUGGCCUGGACACGGCCUCCUGGAGAGGCCGGGAGCGGGCAGCUCGCAGAGGAGCGGCUGGGGGCUCGUGCUCACGGGUGUUGCCGGCGGUGCGCUGGUGGCCGUGUAUGCCGUGGCCACGCCGUUUCUCACCCCGGCCCUCCGAAAGGUCUGUCUGCCUUUUGUACCUGCCACUGCGAAGCAGAUUGAAAACGUGGUGAAGAUGCUGCGGCUCAGGCGAGGCUCCCUGGUGGACAUCGGCAGCGGCGACGGGCGCGUUGUGAUAGCGGCUGCAAAGGAAGGAUUCACAGCGGUGGGUUAUGAACUGAAUCCAUGGCUGGUUUGGUACUCCAGGUACCGGGCUUGGAGAGAAGGCGUGCAUGGCUCAGCCACAUUUUAUAUUUCAGAUCUGUGGAAGGUUUCCUUCUCGCAGUACUCGAACGUGGUCAUCUUCGGGGUGCCCCAGAUGAUGCCGCAGCUGGAGAGGAAACUUGAACUUGAGCUUGAGGACCACGCGCGAGUCAUCGCCUGCCGCUUCCCUUUCCCGCACUGGACCCCGGCCCACGUCACUGGAGACGGGGCAGACACCGUGUGGGCGUACGACGCGAGCACUUUUAAGGGGCGGGAGAAGCAGCCCUGAGAAGCAAGCGUCUUCAGUUGGCCAUUCAAAGGCAGCGAUGUGGACUGAAAAAUUACUGUUUCUUUCCUUCACUUUUAGAGGAAACAGAAGUUAAGAAAAACAGGCAGAUUUAAAAUCUGCUUUUAAUGGAAUGGUCUAAAAAAAGUGCGUACUGCUGUUUGCUGCACGAGGAUGUGUGAAAAUACGAGUGAGUCAUGGCCAUGUUCAUGGGGAGGGGAGACGUCAGCAGCUUUUUACACUGUGAACAGUACGGCCUAAUGCCACAGAUGAGGAGACGGCUUCUAAAGUGUGUGUAGGUUAGCAAAUGUUUGCACUUUCCUGUAACUUUACUGAUACUUAAGAUUUAUCUCUCUUCUGUACUUUAUGGAGAAAUUAAUUUUCUAGAGGAUUCAGAGAGGUGUUUAUAGACUUUAUUAGGCAUCAUUUGCUCCAAGCUCAGUAGGUUGCUGCGUGUGAUUGAGUCUAACAUGUGUAUUUGUAUGUGUGUUUAUGUGUGUGCACAUGGGUGUGGAUAAACAUACAUUUUCACAUUCUGCGGUUGUGACAUUCCUUCCGAUUGAAUGCGUUUCGUAGCUUUAA